AUGAGGCGGGUGAGGCGGCUCGUGCAGCUGGUGGUCUUUUGCCCCCUUUCCAAGGGCCUGCAGAGCCGUCUUCCUGGCAUCAAGGUGAAAUAUCUCUUCUUCGCCUGGCUGGGGAUUUUCGUGGGCAGCUGGAUGGUCUACAUCCACUACUCCUCGUACUCGGAGCUCUGCCGGGGACACGUCUGCCAGAUGAUCAUCUGCGAUCAAUAUAACAAGGGCAUCAUUUCCGGGUCAACAUGUAAGGACCUCUGUGAGAAGCACACCCUGGAGUUCCAGCAGUGCCUGUCCUCCUCGCCCACCCAGCAGGUGUACAGUGGACUCUGGAAGGAGAAGGAGGUGAUCAUCAAAUGUGGCAUCACAGAGGCCUUGAAGGGCGACGGCCACCUGGAGGCAGCCCCCCGGAGAGAUGUCGUCCUCUUCAGCAAGCCUACUAGGGGAACGUCGAUGGAUGAAUUUAGAGAGAUGCUCCUGAACUUCCUAAAAUCGAACCUGGGUGACCAGGCCUCCCUCGCCCCCUUGGUGAACAGAGUCAUUGCGAUGGCUGAUGUCAGCCAGGAUGGGAAGUUGUCCCUGGCGGAGGCAAAAUCCAUCUGGGCCCUGCUCCAGCUGAAUGACUUCCUGCUGACGCUGUCCUUGCACGGGAAGGAGCACACCGCCAGACUGCUGGGCCACUGCGGCGACCUGUAUGUCACCGAGAAGAUCCGCCACCCCUCCCUGCACACGGCGGAGGUCCCGCAGUUCCUGCAGGCCCUGCUACCCGUGGCUGUGCACAGGGUUUUCCACCAGUGGUUCUCUCCAGCGUGGCCACACCGGGCCAAGAUUGCCAUUGGCCUCUUGGAGUUCGUGGAAGAGGUCUUCCACGGCCCCUUCGGGAACUUCUACAUCUGUGAGACAGGCUUCAAGAACAUGGGCUUCAACGACCGGUACGACUUCAAGAUGGUCGACCUCCGCAAAGUGGCCACAGAGAUGGCCAUCCGAAGCUUCCUCAAGGGCCGCCACUGUGAGCAGAACGUGGACUGCACCUUUGGGAAGGACUGUACCGCCCCGUGUGACAAGCUUAUGAAACAGUGCAAGAGCGACAUGGUGCAGCCCAACCUGGCCAAGGUGUGUGGGCUGCUGCAGGAGUACCUGCUCCACGGGGCGCCCCCAGACUUGAGGCAGGAGCUGCAGAAGCAGCUGAGAACAUGCAUGACCCUCAGCGGCUUGGCGAGCCAGAUGGAGGUCCAUCACUCGCUCAUGCUCAACAGCCUCAAGACUCUGCUGUGGAAGAAAAUCUCCAAUACCAAAUACUCGUAGAAUUACCACUGGGGCUGUGGGCAUGUGGCACCAAGGGCCCGGGAAAGGUGCAGCCAUGGCUCCUUGCCCUUGGUCCUCCCUGCCUGGGGAAACCAGCAUCGCUGCACAUUAGACCCGUGAGAAUGCC
Messenger RNA from Varanus komodoensis (Komodo dragon), 1423 nucleotides. It is a transcript of the gene DIPK1B, whose product is annotated as divergent protein kinase domain 1B. Bases 1 to 1296 code for a protein of 431 amino acids. Lineage: Eukaryota; Metazoa; Chordata; Lepidosauria; Squamata; Varanidae. The transcript is spliced from 5 exons. The record is from RefSeq and is a predicted model, not a curated record.